GUUUCAGAGGUGUCCUCGGAUAUUCCUUCCUCUUUUUCCCCGGAAUCUGUCAGCAUUCCCGACGGGACGCAGCCAGCUUGUAUCCGUGCCAAUCCUUUGAUAUUAGCUCCCGGUGUCGUCUGCUUCAUUCUGUGGCGGUGCAGGCAGCCAGACGACCUUUCUCCAUGAGGAGCAGUGGAAGAUGCCGGCUCUGCCAGCGCUGCUGCUGUCGAUUCACCUCCUCUUCCUCCUCCUGCUGUUGCUUCUGCUGACCAUGGCCCCGUCCUCUCACAGCCAGGCACCUGCUCUCGCAGCCGUCAGGAUGGCUGCUAUUUUAGAUGAUCAGUCAGCGUGCGGACGCGGAGAGCGGUUGGCAUUGGCUCUGGCCCGAGAGAACAUCAACAGUGUGAUGGAGGGCCCGGCUCGAGCCCGUGUGGAGGUCGACAUCUUUGAGCUGCAGAGAGACUCUCAGUACGAGACUACAGACACGAUGUGUCAGAUCCUGCCAAAGGGAGUAGUCUCUGUCAUUGGUCCAGCCUCUAGUCCUGCUUCCGGAUCCACCGUCAGUCAUAUAUGUGGGGAAAAAGAGAUCCCUCACAUCAAGAUUGGUCCGGAGGAGACUCCGCGCUUGCCAUAUCUGCGCUUUGCCUCAGUGACGCUGUAUCCUAGCAACGAGGACUUAAGCUUGGCCAUCGGUGCCAUCCUGCGCUCGUUCAGUUACCCGACGGCCAGCUUGAUUUGUGCCAAAGCAGAGUGCCUGCUGCGAUUGGAGGAGCUUGUGCGUCACUUCCUCAUAUCCCGGGAAACACUCUCAGUCAGAAUGCUUGAUGAAAAUUUGGACCCCACCCCCCUGCUGAAAGAAAUUCGCGAUGACAAAGUCGCAACAAUCAUCAUCGAUGCCAAUGCAUCGGUGUCAAUACUAAUACUAAAGAAGGCCUCAGAAUUAGGCAUGACGUCAGCCUUCUACAAGUACAUCCUCACCACAAUGGAUUUUCCUCUGUUGAGGUUGGAUGAUGUGGUAGAUGAUCAGUCAAAUAUCGUUGGCUUCUCCAUGCUGAACAGCAGUCAUCCUUUCUACCUAGAGUUCAUCAGGAGUCUGAACCUGUCAUGGAGGGAAGGUUGUGAUCUCAGCCCCUAUCCUGGUCCAGCGUUGUCAUCGGCGCUGAUGUUCGAUGCAGUGCAUGUGGUGGUCGGAGCGGUGCGAGAACUGAACCGCAGUCAGGAGAUCGGAGUGAAGCCUUUGAGUUGCACGUCUUCGCUCAUCUGGCAGCACGGCACCAGUCUCAUGAACUACCUGCGCAUGGUAGAGUAUGACGGCCUAACAGGCCGUGUGGAGUUUAACAGCAAAGGCCAGAGGACCAAUUACACGCUGCGUAUUCUUGAGAAAUUCAAGGGGGGUCACAAAGAGAUCGGCGUCUGGUACUCCAAUAACACACUGGCUAUGAACUCCACAUCUUUAGACAUCAACACGUCUGAAACCUUAGCCAACAAGACGCUCACCGUCACCACAAUACUGGAAAAUCCAUACGUGAUGCGCAAGGCAAACUACCAGGACUUCCAGGGUAAUGAUCAGUACGAGGGAUUCUGUGUGGAUAUGCUGCGGGAGCUGGCAGACAUACUGAAGUUUUCCUUCCGGAUCAAGCUGGUGGAUGACGGACUGUAUGGAGCUCCAGAACCUAAUGGGUCAUGGACUGGCAUGGUGGGGGAACUCAUCAACAGGAAAGCAGAUCUGGCAGUGGCUGGAUUUACUAUCACAUCCGAGAGGGAGAAGGUCAUCGAUUUCUCCAAACCUUUCAUGAACCUUGGCAUCAGUAUCCUGUACCGCGUUCACAUAGGCAGGAAGCCAGGUUAUUUCUCCUUCUUGGAUCCCUUUUCGCCAGCUGUCUGGCUAUUUAUGCUUUUAGCCUAUCUGGCCGUUAGCUGUGUGCUCUUCCUGGCUGCCAGGCUGAGUCCGUACGAGUGGUACAACCCUUUCCCGUGUUGGCGGGACCGCAGGGACCUGCUGGAGAAUCAGUACACGCUAGGGAACAGCCUGUGGUUUCCGGUCGGUGGUUUCAUGCAGCAGGGCUCAGAGAUCAUGCCCCGGGCUCUGUCCACACGCUGUGUCAGCGGCGUUUGGUGGGCGUUCACGCUGAUCAUCAUUUCCUCUUACACGGCGAACCUCGCAGCGUUCCUGACGGUCCAGAGGAUGGAGGUGCCGAUCGAAUCUGCUGAUGACUUGGCUGAUCAGACCAACAUUCAGUAUGGGACAAUUCAAGGAGGAAGUACUAUGACCUUCUUCAUGAACUCGCGCUACCAGACGUACCAGCGCAUGUGGAAUUACAUGUACUCCAAGCAGCCCAGCGUGUUCGUGAAGAGCACGGAGGAGGGCAUAGCCCGGGUUUUAAACUCCAAGUACGCCUUUCUUCUGGAAAGCACUAUGAACGAGUACCACCGACGCCUCAACUGCAACCUCACGCAGAUCGGAGGCCUGCUGGACACCAAGGGCUACGGCAUCGGCAUGCCUCUGGGUUCACCGUUCAGAGAUGAGAUCACAUUAGGCAUACUGCAGCUACAAGAGAACAACAGAUUAGAAAUCCUAAAGCGUCGAUGGUGGGAGGGUGGAAAGUGUCCUAAAGAAGAAGACCAUCGAGCCAAAGGUCUAGGUAUGGAGAAUAUCGGCGGGAUAUUCGUGGUGCUGAUAUGUGGACUCAUAAUAGCUGUUUUUGUAGCCAUUAUGGAGUUUGUGUGGUCCACGCGCCGCUCGGCAGAGACAGAUGAGGUACGCCCUCACUCCUGCCCCGUCCGAAACCACAGACACUCACGAGUGUCAGUAUGUCAGGAAAUGAUGACUGAAUUCAGGAACGUUAUCUCCUGUAAAAAGAACUCUCGUUUGCGGCGCCGACGGCCCCUCUCGUCCCAGGGCAUCCUUCGGCACCCCGCCCGUGUCCCAUUAGGAGCUCCCCGUCAGAUGCGGCUCGUGAGGGAGAUGCGUCUCAGCAACGGCAAGCUCUACAGCGGGACGGGACCCUUAACCGGUGCCGCUGCAGGACCGGGACCCGGCGGGGGCGCUGCGGAAAUGGGCCCCGGCCCUCAGCGACUGCUGGAGGACCCUCUCAGUGCCAGCGUCCCCAGUAGCGCACCCGCUCUGGUCCCCACGGCGGCGCCCCGCGGCUGCACACACGUGCGGGUUUGCCAGGAAUGCCGGCGGAUCCAGAGCCUUCGCUCCACGUCAUCUUGCUCGCGCAUCUCGCCUCUGGCCUCCGCUACAUCCUCUCUCCCGCGUUUGCCACCACCGCCCUCCGCCUCCAGUACAAACACCGACAGCGAGGGAGGAGGCUCGGGCAGCCCACGCAGGGCCAAACCCACGCCCCCUCCAAGGCCGCUGCCGCCCACUAAAACUCCCUCUACCGAUCUCCUCUGCAAGCAGGACUGAGACCGAGAGUGAGGAAACUUUUGUCGGGACGGGAAUUUAAUGUAAAUGAGUGCUGGAGGACAGACGGAAAGACUCUGCCCACGCCUCCAGUCAAAGUGACCUCUGGGAUACUGCAAAUAAAGGCCAUUUUUGGAUGCAAAAUUACAUUAAUGGACACUGAGUGAGAGAAAGAUGAUUCAGCCAGCCGCUUGCUGUCCAAGUGUCCGGUUUUAACACCACGUCUUGCAGCGGUGCACAGAAAGCCAGUGAGGUUUGGCAUGCUGUUGAGACUAUGUAAUGCAUAUCCCGUGAAAGUAUGCUAUGCAACAUGUCAUAAAGGAAAAAGUGGAGGAAAACUAUAAGGACAGCUGUUAGUUUUGCAUAGAAGUUCGGAUCUACGCUCAUGUCAGAGGACGAUGGAGUCUUUACCUAAAAUGUGUGCACGUCGAACUGAAAUGACUUUGGUGCAAACUUGGGUUUAUUUUUUUCCUUUCCUUUAAACAAGGAGGGAGGGUUACAGUUCAUUUGUAUUUCUGAAUGUCUCUUGCUUGUUUUCCUUUCUAGCCUUUUCUUUGGUUUCGUUCUUUCUUUCUUUUUUUUGAAUAUGAUACCCGUUUCCCACUUAAUUAUUAAUUGUUAAUUUCUCUGAGAACAAAGUAUAUAGAUUUUUGUAAGUUUUGCUGGGAGGUUUUGUGGUCAGGAUUUGUUUUUCCUCUUCUUCAACCUCUUAAGAUUACUCACCUGGAUUUAGUCUCUCAUCUUCCGUCUUAUAACACCAACCGUUAAAGGUUAAAAUCAACAUGAACAGCAUUAAAAGCCCAGUUUACUUCCAUUGUGUGACAUAUUUCCAGGUUAACCAAGAUAUUCAAGGAGGAAUAUGCAGGGUGGGUUUCCAUCCAUCAGCAGUUGAUUGGAUCUUGCAAAGUGAGCGUUCCAGAUCUGAAUAUCAUUAGACCUUGAGAGCAUCAAAGCAAAUGCCAGCGGUAACACCGCUUUCCAAACCUAUACUUAAAUCUAUGCUUUAUUUGCUAUUUUUGCCAUAAACUUUAUUGUAUUAUUGUUAACCGUCAUUGAAUUACUGUUAAUUAUUGGCAAGCUUUUAGAAAGGCUGCAUUACUGUACUUAAUACAGUACUCUACAGUAAUACCAAUUUGGCUGUUGGUUAAUACUAGUAGCCGCACAAUCUCAAUGAUGUCAAGCGAACAGGAAAGUUAUUUCACAAGCAAGAAAAUUACAUUUUUAGCAGUUUUUCCCUAACACACACUGGUGAAUCGUUCACAGUAAGACCAGGAAUGCGCGUAAAGAAAAUGAAUAGGAUCGGCUUCGAUUUCAUGUUGACUUUAACAAGCUGCCCGUCAAUAUUUGCAAUUCGCGAGGACACCAAGAAACAUUUUUCAUCCCUGGAACAAUGACAACAACAAGACAAGACAGAAAACCCUUUGUGCACCUGAAGGGGCAUUUAUCUGAUUAUGUGAGAGGACAAUUAAUGAUGUUUUUCAUUACAGAACUAAAUGAGCCUCUAUCAUGAAUGGUUUGUUGAAGUGCACUAGAAGUUGCUGUCUGGGUGCUUGUGAGAUGCCAAUAUCCAUUUAUAUCCAAAGUGUAAACAUAGCAGCCCUGUUUAGAAUCUGCAGCAUUAUAGCAUUCGUAUGUUGGUGCUUUAUGAUUGUGUGUGAGAGUGAGUGCGUUUGUGUCAAGGGAGAUGGAAAUGUGAUAAUCAUUUUUUAAUCAAAGCUGAUUUUUUUAUUUCCCAUUAAUUUUCAAAGAUUUCUAUACCAGUGCUUGAAGAAUCACACCCACAAUUGAAAAGAAUAAGGCAAAUGAUUCAGAUUAUAUUGUUAUUAAUAUUCCAAUAAAACUGUGGGGUAAUGUAGGAGGGCUGUUGCCCUCUUUCGUUAAAUAUAUAGACACAUGUUUGGAAUAAAAUGGUGAUUCAAACUGUGACUUAAUGGAUGUUUCUGUUGAUAGCGAGUUAGAUAACUAGUUUGUCUUAUUUAUAAUACUUUGUUUGGAAAGUCUUACAUGUGUCCUAACCAGGUGUGACGCGAUAUGUAAAUUAAUUUUGAUAUAACAGUUAUAAAACCUUGUAAAUAAAUGUUUUGUAAAAGCACUAACCUGUAACCACGACGUGCGAUGAAUGUCAGGACAUUUUUUCCGGUACUUGUUUAAUGGCUGCAUCUGCGAGAAAUGUCUGAUAUUCAUUAUACUGCUUUUUUUUAUCGAUAGAAACUUAAUUAUAUAUUUAAAAACGUAUUUUCGAACGAUUUCACGUAUCAUUCAUUACACCAAC
This is a messenger RNA of Puntigrus tetrazona (Sumatra barb), 5663 nucleotides long. Its product is annotated as glutamate receptor ionotropic, kainate 5. The transcript is spliced from 20 exons. The record is from RefSeq and is a predicted model, not a curated record. Bases 182 to 3394 code for a protein of 1070 amino acids. Gene Ontology annotation, molecular function: transmitter-gated monoatomic ion channel activity involved in regulation of postsynaptic membrane potential; kainate selective glutamate receptor activity. Gene Ontology annotation, biological process: synaptic transmission, glutamatergic; modulation of chemical synaptic transmission; monoatomic ion transport. Gene Ontology annotation, cellular component: plasma membrane; kainate selective glutamate receptor complex; postsynaptic membrane. Lineage: Eukaryota; Metazoa; Chordata; Actinopteri; Cypriniformes; Cyprinidae.